CAGCUUUUGAAAUACAAGUGGGAAAUACAAACAGGUGGUUGAACGUCAAAAUCCAGUCCUGUACUCUGGUACUGUCCAUAUAUGACCGUUUUUACCUUAUCAUCUGGAUGAAAUUUUCUCAAAAUGGAAGACGAAAACGUUUUGUUGGUAGAUGUUACUGUUCCUCCAGAGAUGGAUUCUCCCCUGGAUUUUUCACGUCCACUUAUCAGCAGUCAUAGUCCACAACUUCCAUCUAAGGUUACAGAAGAUACCAGCAACAAGGAAAACGCAGAUGCAACCAUAGACUCGAUUGAGAUUGAGCGUAGUGAUGAAAGUGACCGUCGUCACAGCCUUACUCUGUCCACACCUGGAGCCCUGCAUCACCGCAUCUUGAGGGAUGUUACACAGAAGUCAACCUGUAGUAAUGCUGUAUCUAGUCCAGUUAUCUCUAUGCUGGAAGAUGAGAUGUUUGAUUUUGACUUUGCUUUGUCUCCGGCGUCAGGAUCACUAGAGCGAAGUCAGGAAGAAGAGGAGGAGGAGGAGGAGGAAGUGUUCUUUGGACCUAUGGGAUUUGCAGAAAGAUGUGUAGCUCAGGCUGUAGGGCCAGAAGUAAAGCCACUGAGCCCUCUUAAUGCUGGUCAAAUAGCAGAACUUGUUAAAGAGGCUGCCCUAGUUGCUUACAGACUGAAGACAGAUUAUAAAAAUUCCUCAUUGAAUGAAAGUGAAUCUCCACCAAAAAAGCGACACUCUCGUAGUGGAACCUUUACCAUGGACAGCAGCCCUCUCAAGCUAUUAUCCCUACCUAUCAUAGAAUCUGAGGAGCCCAGUCCAGAGGCAGAGACGACAAACAAACCUGACAGUGCCAGCAAGAAAAAUGGAGGCACUGUCACCAAGGGUAACAAGGAAAAUUUGUUAGAGCAGGGGAGAAAACUCGUAACGCCAAACAGAUCAAAAUCACGAAGAUCAGGGCUGGUACCUCCUGCUAACAAGGCUAAGAAAAGUUUACAUGGGGUGUUUAAGGCAAAACCUACUGAGAAAAACCCUGAGGAAGACGUGCCAACAGAAAGUGAAGCACAGGUAACAAGGCCUGAUGUCAAAUCUCGGACCAGUAACCCUGUGCCUGUAAUAAAACAGGCAUUGACAAGCAAGAUACCCGACAAAAAGAGUGGACUUGCAAGACCAACACAAAGGCUUCAGCCUCCAAAAAGCAUUCAGCCUCCAAAAAGCCAUCUGGCUGUCAAAGCUAUAGACACAUCCAGCAGUACAUCAAUUGCUACAACAGGAAGUAAACCUCCCAGUUCCUCUUUGAAGCGAUCUUUACAACCUCCUAAAACAUUUACUAAAGAUUCAGACAUGUCCAAUAAUAAUUCUGUCAAUGCUUCAGCAAACAGAACAGUUAGUAAUCCAAAUCGUAGAUCAAUUCAACCCCUGAAAAGUUGUUUAGCUGUAAAAACUGACUCGUCCACAAAUAGAAAUACAAAUUCAACAUCGAAUCGCAAAUCAUUGAAUACAACCAUCAGUAUGACAGGGAGCCGCUCCAUCACUCCAGCAUCAGGCAAGGAGAGUAAGUUAAAGAUUCCCGGUAGUAGUGGUACAAAACUGAACAGAUCCUACACUAUAUCGGAGCCCAAGUCUACAAAUGCAUCUGAGGCUCCUGGAAGCAAGCGACCAGCAUCAAAGCUUAGCUUACUACAACCAAGUCAGAUUAAGAAAAAGACGAUAGCUAUGCCUAGCAACACCAAAGUGUCCAAUGGGCCUGUCAAGGCAAUGGCACCAGCUGGAAUCCAGUCACGAACAGUGGAGAAAAAGCCCAGUGUCAGGUUAGGGUCCAGUUCCUCGGGACAUGUUUCUAUGUCCACACCAAUCAAAGUACAAAAGAACGUCCAGCCCAAACUCCUGUCUAGUACAUUUACUGCCACUCCUUCAACGUCAGGAAGCACUAGUAACUUUAUGAGCAGUACGCCAUCCUCGACCAGCAAACGACGGUCAUGUCUACCAACACCCAACUCUUCCAGGACGAGUUCCAUAAGCUCCAUAAGCUCCAUUCCUCCUCCCAGCCCUCUGUCCUGUAGAAGUGGGAGCAGUACAUCCUCCUACAGCAGUGUGUGCGAUUCUCCCUUCACCACAAGGGGGCGUGGUCCGCGGUUGGCCAGGAAACAGAGCGUUGGAAUGUAUGCAAGUCUUGAUGAAAUCAAUGAACACUCCCCCAGUGCACUAAUGCCGAGGAAACAGAGGGUGUUGAACACCCCUAACAUGCCAGAGCCAAAGAGGAUAUCCAAGUGGUCCCCAGUACACAAGACUAAGCCCCUGUGUCUGGACGAAGCUGUUUCUCAGUGUACAAAGCGUACUGCCUCCAGAUAGACCUGUACCUACAGUGUACAUGUAGGCUGGCAGAGACUUCAUCAAUGGAAAGGGGGAAAAAAUACAAAAAAAUGUCUAUACAAUCAAUAGGUGUUGGAAUAUUCUACCUCUGUACAAUUGGUAAUAGAAUAGUGAUCCAGCUUUGUAUGAGUGUAUUCAUGUACUUAUAACCUUCAUCUUAAGGAUCCCUGUCCCACUGCACUUUUUGUUUGUAUAUACAGUGACUUAACCCUUUCACCCCAUGUAACUUUAAUAAACUCUACCAUGCAUUGAUCUGGAUAAGUCCAUUAUGGUCUACAGUGGAUAAGGUAAACCUCCAUUUGGCUAUGACUGUCACACAGUUGGGCGCGGACACUUCUGUCGACGAGGUGUCUCGGUCAGUUAAAGUGAUGGUGUAACAGUCUGAAGUUCAGGGUUCUAAUCCCUGUCUAGUCCUUCUGAAUUUCUACAAUCAGAACAUUACACUGAUGUUUGAUUAUUUUCAUCAUGUUAAUUUCAUCUCUUUUAAUUUUCACGAAGACUGUUGCAAGGUUUGGUCUUCUUUCCACAAAUGAUUUAUCAAAGCUAUAGUCAUGCUGACAAAAUCAGUUUCCAAUAAUUAGUUACAGUUUUUGGCAGUGGUACAGGGAUCCUUAAAUCGCUCACUACUGUCAUCAUUUUGAUCCUAUUUUCAUGCUGUUCAUCUACAAUGUCCUGUUUUUUUUGCGUUCUGUCCUGCUUGAAUACUACUUCAUCCAUCUCCCUUAUCUUUUAAUAAAUCCUAUUUAAUUAAUCAUUUGUACUAAUUUUAUUGACAAAAUCUUUCUUCACAGAGUUUUAAAAGUUUUCUCACUAUAUCAGCCUGUUUUGGGUUUGUUAUUUUUGUCAUCAUUACCUGUGUACUGACAUAUACCAACAAAUAGCAAGGCUGACAUCAUUUCAUUGAGUUGUUUUAAUCAAAUGAUAACAACCAUAAAGGUGAUUGAUGAGCAGAUAGCCAGGAAUAGCGCUAGACUUUUUGAAAGUUUGGUCCUAAUCAAUAAAUUUGAUUUCAUUGCUUCAUUGAUGAUACAAAUAUUGCCUUAAUACAUUCACUGGUAGGCCGUCGAUGUAUGAAGUAUGAGACGGUGAGAAUUAAUCAGGAUUUAUGUCUACUGAAUUAGCUUGCUAGAAUAGAUAAAAGUCAUAAUUUAGUUUCAAUAUUUACUCGCUCUAAUAUAUAUAAUGAUCAUAAUUUCAAUUCGUUAUCAUAAAUGGUCUUAUUUUCUGUGAAUAAAUUUUUGCGAACUGUGUGGCCCUAAUUAAGACUGCCAAAUUUAAACAUUGCUACAAAGUAUAGAUUGUUUUAGUUUAAAAUCACUGAAAUAAAAUAAAGAAAAAAAAUCCUUUUUGUCUAACUUAGGUUUUCUGCUUCUCAGAAUACACUAACAUGUAUUCCUACAUGUAGAUAGGACUUGAACAUAUCUAACUGUCAUAGGAUGUCAUCAGUGCUAACAAGCACGAGGAGUUUGCCGGCUUGCUCAGUUAAUUGUUUAAUUUCAUAAUUAGGUCAGAGAUCUGAUUUUAAUUAGAUUGGCUAGACUUGUAUUAUACAUCACAGGUACUCACUGUAAUUCUUCCCCGUCUACCUAGAAAAGAUGAAUAGUGACAUUAGACGGCUGAUUUAACAUGGCCUCAGGACAUUUCGUUCUCUACGAUCACGAUUUUCCUGUCCUGUAGCACAAGAUAACACCAGUGAUACAGGUAUAUUGUACUUCAUUAUCAAUGGCCACAUGCUUUUUUCAUGGUACCUCAGUACAUACUCUUUGAGUGCAGAAAUACUGGUGUAAUACAUUUUGGCUUAAAUCAUAUUGUAAUUUGACCAAAACUUUAUCAUAGCGACUGAACUAGACAUAAACUAAAGGAGAUGCAUGAUAAUGAUCAUGUAUUUCAGUAGUUGAACAAAAACUACCUCAGGCUAAAAGUUCCGACUGUACAACAUCAACGAUUUCCUAAUAACACAGUUUUCAAGGGUCAGCACAUUGUGAAGCCCAGCGUGAAAUAAAACUUGGGUGGUUAUGUGAGAAAUACAUGUGUAACAACAUCAGACAGGCGAUAGUUUGUAUUGUCCCCUGAUAAGUUUAUUUAACGUGAACAGAAAAGCUUGUGUGAUAGUUCUCGAGUACUAAGUUUGUGAUAAAAGUUGUUAGUACUACAAUGAUAUAAUGUUGAUAAACAUUGGCUGUAAUAUUACCAUGGAAUAGUAAAAUGUCCUGUGUUGUAUAUUUUUAGUCUAUUGUGUGAUGUAAAUACUUCAGUGUUUAAGCUUUUAUAACUUGGCAUGUAGAUAUGUUGUAGAAUAACCAAGUACAAUGUAUGUGUUUAAUUAAGAGGCCCCAUUCUCUCCAGUUUUAGAAAUAUUGAUGUCUUAGCUUACAGUUCCCAGCCCAGGUUUUUCAGUUAUAUUUGAGACCGGACUCAAUUUUUUCUUUAUGGGCUUCACCAAUAUUUUGAUAGCCCACUAUAACUCUUAGGUAAGGGACUCAUCAAAAUAUUAAAAAGAGUUUACUUGAAAAAAAUACAAAAAUUACUGAUCAUUCUUCAUUCUUAAAAUCAUAUUAAGAUAAAAGUCUGGAUUUCCUACAAUGCCCUUAAAUCUUUAAAAUAAUCUAGUUUAUUUUUGCAUUUUUAAGUUAGGAGAUCUGGGCUCAUUUUUCGAAGCUGGCCUUUAUGAAGGCUGUCUUAUUUUAGAAGCCCCGUAGAUGGUUAAAUGUGUAUGGCUAAUUUUUGCGGCUAUCUUACUUGAAAGCAUUUUAAUCAGUAUAGAAGUCAUAGCUGAAUAGGGGCCUCUUAAUUGAUUUUUUUAGAUAUAAUUGACUUCAAGGAAUCCAAGGUAUAUUUUCAAGGCUGCCUUAUUUUCCAGAUAUAUUUGACUGCAAGGAAUCAAAGCUUAUUUUCGAAGGCAGCCAACAUUUUCGAUGUGGGUAUAUCAUAAGAUGGUCAAGUGCGGAUGUAUUUAUGUUGAGAAAUUGCCUCUUAACUAGAAAUUAAAAAACUACCUGAUAAAUAUGUACAUUUCUCAGGUUGGUGACAAACAGGAUUUCACUUGUUGUUUGCUUUUUCGUGUGAUUUCCUGUAGAGUCUAACACCCUAAGUAAGAUAUGUAACAUGUGAUAUAUAUUUUCACAUUUAACAUUAAUGAAUGUCCAUGAUGCUUAUUAAUAAAAGAAAAUAUUGUCAUUUAAUUUAAUAUUUUAAGCAGAAUGUACCUUAAGGUUUUCCUAAAAGGCCGUAUUUUCCAACAUUUGGUGACAUAAUUGUAUGAUUGAUGUUUGAGACUUGAAAUCAACAUUAUUUGUCAGAAAUACAAUUUCAAUGUAAAGUAUAAUAAUGGUAUUGUAUAAACAGUAAUAUAAGCAGGCUUAUGUUAUACUAUGGGCUACUUGUCCGGUGUAUUGUUUAUGUUAUAUUUACUAGAAAUAUUUUGUUAAGAAAGUCAUUUUUGUGAUUGAUUCUUCUGCAAUGGUAGGUCUUUUCAUCCAUUUUCAGUCAUUUUGGCUUAAUAUCAAUAAAUAAUAUCAUUUCACAGAAAAUGUGAAGUCUUGUGAUUUUUUUUUUGAAUUUUUUUUCAGAAAUUAAAAUUUAUCUCAAGCUCUGAUAUUACCAACGAUUGAUAUAAUGCUGAAUUUGAUUUUUGUGUUAAAAUUGAAUGAAAGCUUUGUCAACUUAUUUUUGAAUCACCUAUGUGCAUGACUGUUGGGUAAACUUUUAAUUUCUGGACAAAAUUUCAUGAAAAAAAGGUUGCUCUUGACAAUAUCCACUGAUUAUUGUGUGAUGAUCAUGUAAUACUGGUAGCCACCCAAGACUUGAACUUUUGUGGUGAAAUGGCAUCUUCAUUAAUCAGGGGUUUAUGCCCACUUUCACUCUGCACCCCUGGAAAAUGUCUUGACAAAAUCGAAGGCUUAUUGUAUGCAACGUUGUAGAUGAGACAAGAAGACAAAUUUGAUCCUUUUAUGUAUAUCAAAAUAAUCUCGCGUUGGCGUAACAGUAAACAUUGAUCCGCUUUGAAGUCGGUUGUCGCUCCUUUGUAAUCUUCAGAAGACAGGUAUCAGCCUUGUGAUUGGUCAGGUGUACCUUGUAACAUGUGGUACAAUAAAAAAUCAUGUCAAGUUUUGGUUUGCAAGAUGUUUUUAAUAGGUCAGAAUGUUGUGAGCAUUUGCUGAGCCACCAUUAAUAUUGUACUUCCUAUUAGAUUUUUUUCAACUUUUAAUGAGAACUGUUUUCCAUACAUUAAAUAUCAAAACUUUUCGAAUCAUUUCCCAUUUUCCCCUGGUAAAAAUUGAAUAUAUUGCUGAAUUAACGGAAUUAGCUUUUUGUUUUUUAUUUGGAAUUAUAUUUUAUAUUUUUAUUUUUUUUUAAGUUUAGAAAAUCGUUCAGUUGUAGUUAAGCUGAUAUAUUUUUUACAUUCAAUGCUUCAUUGGAUAUCAGUUUAUAGCUAGUGACAUCAGUGGAUGUUUUCCAGGCUCUUGAGGUUGUUGCUUGUAUUUACCUAGCAUGAUUCCCAGGACCUCCUCUCUUUUGGCUCGCUCACCUGACAGAGGUUUCCCAUGCUUCUAAUGUCCUUUAAUGACCUUAGCUGUCCAUUGGACAUUAAACAAAAUCAAUCCCAUGCCUCUCACACUGUGGCUUAUAAUACAAGCAGAAUGUUCCCUAUGCCUCCUACAUGUAUGUUGUGGCUAGUGAAACCCGGUGGAGGUUUCCCAUGCCUCAUACAUUUUAGCUUAAAAAACCCGGUGGAGGUUUCCCAUGCCUCUUACACUAGCUUAAAAAACCUGGAGGAGGUUCCCAGCUCUUGAGGUUGUUACUAGCACCUCUAAUUGUUUGAGACGGUUGAUUAUACUAUAACUAAGUACAAGAUAUUCCUACCUUGUCCUCAAUAUCAUUGUGUUACAUCUGUAAGACCUAGUUCCUGUUGAUGGUCUGAACGUUAUGUAAAACCCUGUCAGGUGUGAGCCAGGUUGUGUAUCUGUGUUAUCAGUCUGUAGACCACCAUUGUGUAAUUAUGUCAAGUGCUUAUUUUAUUAAAAUUGGUUAUGAGAA
This is a messenger RNA of Mizuhopecten yessoensis (Yesso scallop), 7398 nucleotides long. Its product is annotated as phosphatidylinositol 3-kinase 2-like. Gene Ontology annotation, cellular component: microtubule cytoskeleton. The transcript is spliced from 13 exons. The coding region runs from base 124 to 2340 and encodes 738 amino acids. Gene Ontology annotation, molecular function: microtubule binding. The record is from RefSeq and is a predicted model, not a curated record. NCBI's taxonomy places the organism in Eukaryota, Metazoa, Mollusca, Bivalvia, Pectinida, Pectinidae.